This is a messenger RNA of Salarias fasciatus (jewelled blenny), 1389 nucleotides long. It is a transcript of the gene bub3, whose product is annotated as BUB3 mitotic checkpoint protein. Bases 209 to 1189 code for a protein of 326 amino acids. The record is from RefSeq and is a predicted model, not a curated record. Lineage: Eukaryota; Metazoa; Chordata; Actinopteri; Blenniiformes; Blenniidae. Gene Ontology annotation, molecular function: protein binding. The transcript is spliced from 8 exons.
GGCGCGCGCUUGAAUAUUCGUCUCAACCAAUCAGCAUUGAGCACAGCUUCGGCAGCGCUAACAACCAGAGUUAGCUCCAUGUAGCUGCACACUGCCGUCUGGCAUUUUAAAGCUAUUUCAUUCCAAAUUAAUAUUGUAGCCCGGGAUACAAUAACAGCGCGACUCAUUUCGGAGGUUUGGCUGCGUCUGAAGAGCAUUAAUAGCAGCGAUGACAGGCUCAAACGAGUACAAGCUGAACCAGGGACCAGAGGACGGCAUCUCUGCUGUGAAGUUCAGCCCCAGCACUGCUCAGUUCCUCUUGGUUUCGUCCUGGGACUGCACCGUUCGCCUCUAUGAUGUUGGAGGAAACACCAUGCGGAUGAAGUACCAGCACACAGCCCCAGUUCUUGACUGUGCUUUUUAUGACCCAACACACUCUUGGAGUGGAGGCUUGGAUGCUCAAUUAAAAACUCAUGAUUUGAACACUGACCAAGGCACAACCGUUGGGAUGCACGAUGCCCCCAUUCGUUGUGUGGAGUACUGCCCGGAGGUUAAUGUCAUGGUAACCGGUAGUUGGGACCGAUCAGUUCGGCUGUGGGACCCACGGACACCCUGCAAUGCUGGCACCUUUCCACAGCCUGAAAAGGUGUACACCCUCUCUGUGGCUGGAGACAGGCUGAUUGUUGGUACAGCUGCGAGACGAGUCCUGGUGUGGGAUCUGAGGAACAUGGGUUAUGUGCAGCAAAGAAGGGAGUCCAGUCUCAAGUAUCAGACUCGCUGCAUCAGAGCCUUCCCCAACAAACAGGGCUACGUCUUGAGUUCAAUCGAGGGACGUGUGGCUGUGGAGUACCUGGACCCAAGCCAAGAGGUUCAGAAGAAGAAGUAUGCCUUCAAGUGCCACAGACUGAAGGAAGGGGGAAUUGAGCAGGUUUACCCCGUCAAUGCCAUCUCAUUCCACAGUGUUCAUAACACCUUUGCCACAGGUGGCUCAGACGGCUUUGUGAACAUCUGGGAUCCAUUCAACAAGAAGCGCCUGUGUCAAUUCCACCGCUAUCCAACCAGCAUCGCGUCGUUGGCCUUCAAUAACGACGGCACCAUGCUCGCAAUCGCUUCCUCCUAUAUGCACGAGGAAGGCGACAUCAGUCAUCCAGAGGACGCCAUCUUCAUCCGCCAAGUCACAGAUGCUGAGACAAAGCCCAAGUCAACCUGAGUGCACUGUUGAAGCGGUUCCAUCUAAAAUCUAAAUGGAUUUAUCAGCUGGCAUCCAGUGCACCUUUUAUUUCUUGUCAUUUCUCUAUGUUCUUGUGCAGCAGUUUCAAUAUCUUUUGUUUGAGUGUCUUUCUCUUCUCUUGUCCAUCUAUCCAUUUUCACAUCUUGUUCUUUAUUAAACUGAUUUAUAUGUAGCUUUUA